AUGCCUUCCUUCCACGUCUGCAACCUCAGGGUGCUGGUGGCUAUUGUGUGCGGGUUGCUGACAGCCAUCACUUUGGGACUGGGCAUCUGGAGGAUUGUGAUACGGAUCCAGAGAGGAAUGCCUCUUCAAGAGUCAAGCGCCCCUAUAGCAUUCUGCAGGAAUGGUGGGACCUGGCAAAAUGGCAGAUGCAUUUGUACAGAAGAGUGGAAAGGACUGAGAUGCACUAUUGCUAAUUUUUGUGAAAAUAGUACCUUCAUGAGCUUUACUUUUGCCAGAAUUCCAGUGGGCAGAUAUGGACCAUCUUUGCAAACAUGUGGUAGCAACACUCCAAACGCGGGCAAUCCAAUAGCAAUCCGGCUAUGCAAUGUUACUCAGUAUGGAGAGAUAGAGUUACAAAAUGCAACAAUAGGAAAUUGCAAUGCAAAUCUACAUACACUGGAGACUCAGAUAGAAGACAUCAAGAACAAAUCUAACAAUAUUUCUACGGAAGCCCAGAUUUUAACAGCUGAUGCCAGUAAAUUAACUGCUGAGAACAUCAGUUCUGCUACUAUAGUGGUUGGACAGAUCUUCAAUGAAACCAGAAAUGCUACACCUGAGGCAAAAAAAGUUGCUGUAACCACAGUGAGUCAAAUUCUGGAUGCCAGUGAAAAUGUUUUUCAAGGAGCUGCUGAGAUUGAUAGUAACUCCUUUGCCACGCUUAUUAAACAAAUGGAGAAUUACUCCGUUUCUCUGGAUGAUGAAGCAGUGGUGGAACCUAAUAUAGUAAUACAGUCAGCUAAUCUAAAAGACAAUGAAGGGUCAAGUGUCCUCUUCUCCAUACGAAAAGGAUCAAGCAAUUCUCUAGUUUCUAGUGAAACAUCUAUAACUAAAACUGCAGAGAGACUUAAUCCAGAUGGACAGACUGAACUUCAGAUCUUGCUCAAUUCUGGGAAAGAUACAGAGUCAUGUGGCUUUGUAGUGUAUCAAAACAGCAAGCUUUUCCAAUCAAAAACUUUCACACCUACAUCAGAUUCCAGUCAAAAAAUUAUCUCAGGCAAGAUAAAUACAAUGGCACAAGAUCCGAAAGUUUCUGUUCAAAUGGCAUUUAAUCCCAGUUACAACCAAAGAGAAUUACAACUUAACUCCUAUUCCUGUGUCUACUGGAACUUUUCAACGAACGACUGGGACACAUUCGGCUGUCACAAAAAUGGGAGCAUUGAAGGAUUCCUCGGUUGCCAUUGUAACCACACUACUAGCUUUGCUGUAUUGAUGACUUUUAAAAAGAAUUAUCAGUAUCCCCAAUCACUAGACGUACUGUCCACUAUUGGGUGUGCCCUGUCCAUUGCUGGUCUGGCUCUGACGAUCAUAUUUCAGAUUGUCACCAGGAAAGUCAGAAAAACAUCAGUAACCUGGGUGUUGGUCAGUCUGUGUUUGUCAAUGUUGAUUUUCAACCUCCUCUUUGUGUUUGGAAUUGAAAACUCCAAUAAGAACUUGAAGACAACUGACAGUAAUGGCGCUAUUAACUCUGCUAACAAUGAAAUACCUGUAAGAGACACUAUUGAAACCCCAAAUCCCUCGUGCACUGUGGUUACUGCCUUGCUGCACUACUUUCUGUUGGUGACAUUUACCUGGAAUGGACUCAGUGCUGCCCAGCUCUAUUUCCUUUUGAUUAGAACCAUGAAGCCACUGCCUUCACAUUUCAUUAUUUUCAUCUCAUUAAUUGGAUGGGGAGCCCCAGCUAUAGUGGUAGGUGUAACAGUGGGAAUUAUAUAUGCUCAGAGUGAGACCAAGUCAUACUGGGAGUUAGACUAUCGGCAGGAGGAAAUGUGCUGGCUGGCAAUUCCAAAUGGCAAUAAUUUUAUAAAAAGCCCAUUUCUGUGGUCAUUCAUCAUCCCUGUAACCAUUAUCCUCAUCACCAAUAUUGUCAUACUUAUCAUAAUCACAGUCAAAGUGCUAUGGAAGAAUAACCAGAAUUUGACAAGCACAAAAAAGAUUUCAUCUGUAAAGAAGAUUCUUAGCACAUUAUCUGUUGCUGUUAUUUUUGGAGUUACCUGGAUUUUGGCAUACUUUAUGCUAAUUGAUAACAAUGAUGUCAGAACCAUUUUCAGCUACAUAUUCUGCCUUUUCAACACUACUCAGGGAUUGCAAAUUUUUAUCCUCUACACCGUUAAAACAAAAGUAUUUCAGAGUGAAGCUUCCAAAAUGAUGAACUCCCUGUCAACAUCCUUUGGAAGAGUGAAGUCAGUGCCUUCAAUGCCGCUGAGACUGCGUGUAAGGAUGUAUAAUAUGCUCAGGUCCAUACCAUCCCUAAAUGAACGCUUUAGGCUGCUAGAGCCUUCCACAAUGACGGAGGAAACCUCACUCUCUUGA
Messenger RNA from Nannospalax galili (Upper Galilee mountains blind mole rat), 2349 nucleotides. It is a transcript of the gene Adgrg7, whose product is annotated as adhesion G protein-coupled receptor G7. The transcript is spliced from 16 exons. Lineage: Eukaryota; Metazoa; Chordata; Mammalia; Rodentia; Spalacidae. Gene Ontology annotation, molecular function: G protein-coupled receptor activity. Gene Ontology annotation, cellular component: membrane. Gene Ontology annotation, biological process: cell surface receptor signaling pathway; G protein-coupled receptor signaling pathway. Bases 1 to 2349 code for a protein of 782 amino acids. The record is from RefSeq and is a predicted model, not a curated record.